This is a messenger RNA of Alternaria atra, 1935 nucleotides long. RefSeq lists its product as uncharacterized. The coding region runs from base 1 to 1935 and encodes 644 amino acids. The transcript has 3 exons. The record is from RefSeq and is a predicted model, not a curated record. NCBI's taxonomy places the organism in Eukaryota, Fungi, Ascomycota, Dothideomycetes, Pleosporales, Pleosporaceae.
AUGCCGCCUUUCAAAGAUGACCAGAUAAUUAUCAUUGCGCCUGGUUCGGAGACCACCAUCGCGCAGCUGGGCCUGCCCGAGUCUUUCACUCCUGCGCGUCUUCGCGUGAGAUCGCGCAUGUUCCCUGCCGAAAAGGAAGGUGAAUUCGAGCCCUAUAAAAUCCGAAGAAAGCAGGAUCAGCCCGCCGCGACGAAUGGCGAAUCCAAAGACGAGUCGCAAGAAGAGAAGAAGCCCACCGAAGGCGACGAUGAAGCAGUAUGGGAAGAAGACCGCGUAUCAGAAGAAGGCGCAAUAUGGCCGAUUCAACAAGGCAGGAUCGUUGACUGGCCAUGCUUCUUUGCCCUCAUCACUCACACCUACAACUCUCUGAACCCGCCUUUCCACACCCCGAUUCUACUCAUCACGCAACCGGCAUGGACCCCACGAGAGCACGAGAAGCUCACCCAGUUCUUCUUCGAGAAGUUCAAGGUGCCAGCCUUCGGACUCAUGGACGCGGCACUAGCGACAACAUGGGCAUAUGGCGUACAUACAGCGACGGUGAUAGACGUGGGCAAAGACAAGGCAGACAUCACCGCUGUCAGUGAAUUCAUUCCACACACACAAGGCAGGGUUAUCUCAUUGGAGGGAUGUGGAGGCGAAGCCUUUACCCAAGGGCUGUUGUCUAAGCUAAAGUCCAAGGGCCUCAACCGCGACAUGUGUGAACAACUCAAGAGAUCACCGAUAUGUGAGCUCCUACCACCCGGCACUCCGCUGCCAGGGCCUGGCGAUGCCUCCUCGAAAGACGCCCCUACAAACCCUGCGGCAGUUGCAUCGACCGGCGCUACCGGACCUGGCGCAGCGGCAGCAGCCUCCAUCGGAAACGUGCCACGGGGCCCUGGUCUGGAUACAGAAGUUGGCGAAGACACGAGUCUCGAAGAGAGUGAAGGUGUUCUGGAUGUUGCAAGCAUCGUUGCUGGCGGCAAGAUGUCUGAAUACCUCGCCAAGAAGGAGAAAGAGAAGCAGGAAAAAGCCAACGCGAAGAAGAAGGGUGGUCCGGCUCCCACAGCCAACAAGCCGGUCAGGUUACCCAAUUCCCGACUCGAGAAAGCCACAUUCCUGUACGAGGACCACGCGCUCCUAGAUACCUUGAAGAACAUGAACCUCAACACCCAGGAGAUGGCAGAUGCGAAGGGCGCUCUAGAUGAAGGCCCCAAUAGAAAGGGACACGAGAAUGGAGAGAAUGGCGAGCCUACUUCUGCAACUGAAGCAAAUGGUACUAGCGAAUCUGGCGCCACCGGUAAACGAACAGGAUCGAUAAGACGUGAAAUCGAGGUGGGCACCGAGCGAUUCAUGGCGGAUGGCGAUGGUACAUUGGAGAAGAUUGCAGACGCCGUGCACAGGGCUAUAUCGUCUAUUGACGAGGUUGGCAAGAGAAGUGAUCUAUGGGAACAGCUUAUCGUCUGUGGUAACGGGUCAAAGCUGCGAGGUUUCAAAGAGUCUCUCCUCCAGACGAUCCAGGCCAAGUAUCUGGUCUCGCCCUCUUCCGCCACCAUCUUCACAUCUGAGAUCCCGUCCAACAUCUCAACGCCUAUGGGAACCGGGGCGAACACACCUCAGCCUCAGCUCGGCCCACAUGGCGGCUCGCAAGUCAACCCGCUCCUACUCGCAGCAACAACCGCGCAGACACAACACAUGAUGCCACACGGUGGCAUUCCCGGCAUGUCAGGCAACACUCACUCAUCGCACGGCCAGACACCCACAUCGAUCAAGUUCAUCAAGCCUCCGGAGUACUUCCCCGAGUUCAAGGAUGUUGGAUUUGAUGAGUCAGCCUUCCUAGGUGCCCAGGUCGCAGCAAAGGUCAUCUUCGUAGUUGAUCAGGGUCAAAGUAAGGGUUACAUGACACGACCCGACUACAAUGACCAGGGUCCACAAGGUAUCCACGAUUACAGCCUGUAA